Messenger RNA from Eptesicus fuscus (big brown bat), 3941 nucleotides. RefSeq names its product polyhomeotic homolog 2 (gene PHC2). The transcript is spliced from 14 exons. Bases 54 to 2675 code for a protein of 873 amino acids. Gene Ontology annotation, molecular function: protein binding; zinc ion binding. Gene Ontology annotation, cellular component: PRC1 complex; nucleus. The record is from RefSeq and is a predicted model, not a curated record. NCBI's taxonomy places the organism in Eukaryota, Metazoa, Chordata, Mammalia, Chiroptera, Vespertilionidae.
AUCCGCCUGCUCUUCUGCCAUCUGAACCCCCUGGCUGUGCCGUCCCACGGGCCAUGGAGAAUGAGCUGCCGGUCCCCCAUACAUCUAGCAGUGCCAGUGUCGCCAGCAGUGCCAGCGGGGUCAGUAGCAGCAGCGGUGGAAGUGGCCGCCCCGCUGGGCCCCAGAUUUCUGUGUACAGUGGCAUCCCUGACCGGCAGACCGUGCAGGUGAUCCAGCAGGCCCUGCACAGGCAGCCCAGCACUGCGGCUCAGUACCUGCAGCAGAUGUACGCCGCACAGCAGCAGCACCUCAUGCUGCAGACGGCGGCACUGCAGCAGCAGCACCUCAGCAGCGCGCAGCUCCAGAGCCUGGCGGCUGUGCAGCAGGCGAGCCUGGUGGCCAACAGACAAGGGAGCACCCCCGGCAGCAGUGUGUCUGCACAGGCCCCGGCCCAGUCAUCCUCGAUCAAUCUGGCAGCCUCCCCAGCGGCAGCCCAGCUCAUCAACCGGGCUCAGAGUGUGAACUCAGCAACCGCCUCGGGCAUCGCCCAGCAGGCUGUGCUCUUGGGCAACACAUCUUCUCCCGCCCUGACUGCAAGCCAAGCACAGAUGUAUCUGAGGGCACAGAUGGCCCAGCCAGGUAACCUGGUGCAGGUAGCUAGGAGCCUAGGCGGCACUGUUCCUUUGUCCCCUCAGCUCAUCUUCACGCCCACGGCCACCGUCGCUACUGUGCAGCCUGAGCUCGGCACUGGCUCCCCCGCCCGGCCCCCCACCCCCGCCCAGGUACAGAACUUGACCCUCCGAACACAGCAGACACCAGCUGCAGCAGCUUCGGGCCCUCCCCCCACUCAGCCUGUCCUGCCCAGCUUGGCCCUGAAACCCACGCCAGGUGGUAGCCAGCCUCUGCCUACCCCAUCACAGGGCAGAAGCACUGCUCAGGGUUCCCCUGCAGGUACCAAGUCUGGCCUAACUGACAGUGUGAUGGAGCCACUCAAGAAAGGAGAUGGCAACAGCAGUGUGCCAGGGAGCUUGGAGGGCCGGGCUGGGCUCAGCCGGAUGGUGCCCGCUGUGGCUGCCCAUCCCCUCAUUGCACCAGCCUAUGCUCAACUGCAGCCACACCAGCUCCUCUCCCAGCCGCCUUCAAAGCACCUGCAGCCCCAGUUUGUGAUCCAGCAGCAGCAGCAGCCAGCGCAGCAGCAGCAGCCCCAGCAAUCCCGGCCCGCACUCCAAGCCCAGUCCCACCCCCAGCUCGCCUCCAUCCCUCCGAGCUUGGCCCUGCAGCCCAGUCCCGAAUCCCAUGCCAUGCCUCUAGGCCCAGUUACAUCCACCCUGCCUCUCCAGUGUCCCACUGCCAACCUAUACAAGCCUGGCAGCACUCAGCAUUGCCACCCUCCCACGCCAGAUGCUGGGCCUCACAAUGGGUAUCCUGAGGGCCUGUCCCACACCCCUCAACGCAGGUUCCAGCAUGCCUCUGCUGUCAUCUUACAACUGCAGCCUGCAUCACCAGUGCCCCAGCAGUGCACCCCAGAGGACUGGAAGGAAGUGGUACCUGGGGAGAAGAGUGUGCCUGAGGCUCGGUCCCGCCCAUCACCGCAUCAGCAAGCCAUUGUCACUGCCAUGCCUGGUGGCCUGCCUGUACCCAAGAGCCCUAACAUCCAGCAGAUCCCAGCUCAUGAGACAGGGCAGGGCAUUGUUCAUGCACUGACCGACCUCAGCAGCCCCGGCAUGACCUCAGGGAACGGAAAUUCUGCCUCCAGCAUCGCCGGCACUGCCCCCCAGAAUGGUGAGAAUAAACCACCACAGGCCAUUGUGAAACCCCAAAUCCUGACGCAUGUUAUCGAAGGGUUUGUGAUCCAGGAGGGGGCGGAGCCUUUCCCGGUGGGACGCUCGUCCCUGCUGGUGGGGAAUCUCAAAAAGAAGUAUGCACAGGGGUUUUUGCCUGAGAAACUUGCACAGCAGGACCAUACCACCACCACCGACUCCGAGAUGGAGGAGCCCUAUCUGCAAGAAUCCAAAGAGGAGGGUACUCCCCUCAAACUCAAGUGUGAGCUCUGUGGCCGGGUGGACUUUGCCUACAAGUUCAAGCGUUCCAAGCGCUUCUGUUCCAUGGCCUGUGCAAAAAGGUACAAUGUGGGAUGCACCAAACGAGUGGGGCUUUUCCACUCGGACCGGAGCAAGCUGCAGAAGGCAGGAGCCACGACCCACAACCGCCGUCGGGCCAGCAAAGCCAGUCUGCCAACACUUACCAAGGAUACCAAGAAGCAGCCAACAGGCGCUGUACCCCUUUCUGUUACUGCUGCAUUGCAGCUAACACAUAGCCAGGAAGACUCCAGCCGUUGCUCAGAUAACUCAAGCUACGAAGAACCCCUGUCACCCAUCUCAGCCAGCUCAUCCACCUCCCGCCGGCGACAAGGCCAGCGCGACCUGGAGCUCCCUGACAUGCACAUGCGGGACCUGGUGGGCAUGGGACACCACUUCCUGCCCAGUGAGCCCACCAAAUGGAAUGUAGAAGAUGUCUACGAGUUCAUCCGCUCUCUGCCAGGCUGCCAGGAGAUAGCAGAGGAAUUCCGUGCCCAAGAAAUCGACGGGCAGGCCCUGCUGCUGCUCAAGGAGGACCAUCUGAUGAGUGCUAUGAACAUCAAACUGGGGCCUGCCCUGAAGAUCUACGCUCGCAUCAACAUGCUCAAGGACUCGUAGGGCUGGCCGGGCAGCCACGGUUCUGGCCCAGGACGCCUCCACCCAGCUGAGCAGAGCCAGACAGACAUUCCUGAGGGGCCCAGACGUGGGGCCAGUCGGAGGGCAGGGGCUCUCCCUGUGGGGCAUGGCUGGUAGGGAGGUGUUGGCACCUCCUAGUGGCUCUCAGGGGCCUUUCUUUCUGUGGGAGGGGCAGAGAGGUAGGUGGCGCAGAAGAUGGGGCUUUAUGCUUGUAAAUACUGAUAGCACUGGCUUCCUCCAAAGUCCCAACACUCUAGCCCCGCUCUCUUCCCCUCUCUGUCCCCCAUUUUCCAGGGGGUAUAUGGUCAGGGCUCCCAACCUGAGUUGGGUUACUUCCAAGGGCAGCCGUCAGGCCUGGAUAGAGGCCUUGAAAGCCCUUCCUGCCUUCCUCCCACUUCCUUCUCCAGGCCUGGCUAACUCUCCUGCCGCCAGCUUCUCCCCCUUCAGCUUGUUUCUGAAGCAGCCAGGUGUUCCCCCUUCACCCUCUGCAGGUGGAGAGAGAGAAGCUGGGCCCAGUUUGCCAUGCCUGCUGGCACAGACGCCUUAAACGCUGUGUGUGUGACUGUAUGACUGUGUGGGAACCUGGACUGACAGAUAGGCCAAGAGCCACCCUCUGCAUCUCCAGGUGUUUUGUAGCAAACAGCCACUUAGUGCUUUGUCCUGGACUCCACUCGGCCUCAGGAUGGGGAAUAGAAACGAAGGGCGGCCCCCGUGCAGAGAGGCAAGAUCAGAAGGCGACAGUUAGAUGCUCCUCUCCAGGCUGGCCAUGACGCCUCUGAAGUCCCUUCCCCACACUGUGAAGUCCCCCGACUGCCCUGCUGUCACAGCAUUAAAGAAGCUGCCGGCCACAGUGCUGGUGGGCGGGCUGGGUCAGGCUGAGCCUCCUGCCCGCCGCCCUGGGAGCCCAGUGGUGAGGCCCAGACAACCUCUGAGGGAGAGAAGAGCUGGAGUGACCGCUGAUGUGGAGAAGGCAGCCUCUGGCCUCCCACUCCCACACUUGGCCUUGCGAACCUGCUAGCAGCAAUUAGAGCUGCCUGCGGAGGAGUCAGGGCGGGAAGGGUGAGGCCUGCCUCUGACUUGCCCUGUUCUCGGUAGCUCCCCGGGGGGGAGAGGGGCCUCUCCCGGGAAGAGGUGGCUGCCUUCCUCAGCUUGUUCUGUUCCCCACUCACACCCCUGGCAGGGUUGGAAAUGAAGGACUUUUUUAACCAUUUGUUUCUGUUUUUUAAAAAUAAACCUGUAAAAUCCGUU